AUGGUUGUUACCGACGACGAACCGACGGUUAUAUUCUCGACGAACUUUCAACGAAUCAACAUCGUCAAUAAUAUAUUCGUUGGUAUUCCGUUUGGUUUAAGACUGACGGUUAACCGAGAUAUGACUGAUGGUUGUUACCGACGACGAACAUGUAAGUUGCCGAUGCAUUUUUGUGCCGUUAUUACUGAGGGAUUACCGACGAUGAUGGAAAAUGCCUGA
Molecule: messenger RNA, 219 nt
Organism: Arabidopsis thaliana (thale cress)
Lineage: Eukaryota; Viridiplantae; Streptophyta; Magnoliopsida; Brassicales; Brassicaceae
Exons: 1
Coding region: 1-219 (72 amino acids)
Source: RefSeq, marked reviewed